AUGGCUUAGAACCAAAUAGUAGGAGCAAUUAAAAUUAAAGAUGGAUUAUUUAUAGGAGAUGAAUUUGCAUCAUAGGUUUAGUAUAGAAUUUAAAAAAGGAUCGAGAAUUUAUAAUAACAAAUAAAGUAACUCAUAUAAUUAAUUGUGCUGGCACAGAAGUACAAAAUAAAUGGACUUAGAUGGGUGCAAAGUAUUUAAAUUUUAAUUGGUUGGAAUAAGAUAAUGAAGUAUCAAUUAAAAUUUUGAUUUUUAGGUAUUAUUUGAUGAACGAGGUGAAAAUGUUAAUAAAAUAUUUACAUUCAUUGAAGAAUGUUUUCAAUAAGGGGAGAGUUGCUUGGUACAUUCAGUUAGAGGAUAGAGUAGAGCAUGUUGUGUGCUUGCUGCUUAUUUUAUGAAAAAGUUCGUUAAAUUAUUUAAAUUUUUUAGAUAUUCUUGGACAUUAUAUAAAACAUUAGAAUUUUUGAAUUCAAGACGUCCAGAUCUUGAAAUUCGAGCAUCAUUUUUUUAUUAACUAAACGCAUUGGAAAAUAAAAUGAAUAAAUUAGGAACUAAAAGAACUGCUUCAUGGAAUGAACUAACAUCAGAUGAAUAAAAUCCUUAGCAUGUUUAAGAAGAAUUGAUUAUUAGAAAUACUUUUUUGAAUUCUCACAAUGGUCCUGUUGAUGAAAUAUAUACUAAUUUAUAAGCUAAAUAGGUAUUAAGUUUAAUAAAUACAUAAAAGGGAGUCUUGGGAAAACUUACUAAUUAAAAGUUAAAAUGGAAAGAUCAACUGAAUAAAGAAAAUAUUUAAUUAGCAACUCUUGUUUAUUCAGGUUCUCCUGAUUUUGUGCCUGCUUCUGAAAUUAAUUUAAAACGUGAUUCUGAAACUUCUAUUUUAAAAGUAAAAUUAGAAUUUAAUUAGGGAGCAUAAAAAAACCAAUCCUAAAUCUAAUUACCUAAAUAACCCUAAAUCUAAACUAGUUUCCCAAAAAGUAAUUAAAAUGUAACUCAAGUGAGUAGUAAAUCGUAAUAGCAAGAUUAAACUGAAAUUACAAAUAAGUCUAAUAUAACUUCUGCUAAUUUAACGAGCAACCCUUCAUUUUAAAACUUAUUAAUGCAUUGUGCAGUAAAAAGUAGAACACCAUAACAAUAAUAAUAAUAAUAAUAAUAAUAAUAAUAAUAAUAAUAAUAAUAAUAAUAAUAAUAAUAAUAACAAUAAUAAUAAUAAAUAAGGAUUGAGUAGAAUAAUAAAAAAAAUUAAUUGAUUAAUAAUUUUGUUAAGAUUUCCGAUAAUCAAAUAUAAGAAUAAUAACCUUCAUUUGGAAAUAUUUUAAAUAAUAAUAAUUAAGUCUUAUAAAACAAUUCUACUGCAAUUAGAAGCAAUUCUUUGUAAUAAAAUGAAGAAAAAAAACUACCUGUAGAAGCUUAAAAUUAAAAUAGGCCAAGCUCUUUAAAAUAAAAAGAUAAUUAAAAUUCAAUCUUAACUAAUUUCUAGGAGUUUAAAAACUAAGUGUAAUAAUCUUUAAAUUAUUUUAAUAAAUAAACUGAAACACUUUUAAAUUUUGACAAAUAAUCAUAAUUAUCACAAGCAACAUAAUUAACAAAUUAAACAAAUAAUACAAUCUAAUAAAAAAGUAAAUUAGAUUAAUUAAUUAGUCCAACAUAAAUGUAAACAAUGAAUUCCACUAAGCAUUCAGAAAUUCAAAAAACACUCACUUAAUCCAUUUCCUAAUUAUAGUCUAGUUAUUAAAAAUUUUAGCAACUUUAGCAAAAAUCCUAAAUAAACCAAUCCUAAUCUUAAUCUUGCAUUUAAAAAUAAAAUAUUUAAAAAACUGAAUUAUGUUUGAUUAAUUAACCUGCUAUGAUAAAUUAAACAAGUUUAUAAGAUAGAAGUUAAUCUUUAAAAAGAAAUUAAGAAACAAUCGAAUCUAAACUCAGGCCUAAUAGUACUGAAAUAAAGGAUUCAUAACAAUCUAAUUACAUUUAAAAAAAAGAGAGUUUGUCACCCUUUUCAAAAGAUCCUAAUAAAAAAUAAUCUUAAUAAGGACCCCCUUUGCCAUAAUCUAGUUCUCAAAUAUACCUAAGAAAUGUUUAAUGUAGAAGAUAAGCAGCAUCUACAUUGAGGAACUAAUAAAAACCUAAUAAUUCAUAUUAAGAUAAAUACUUAAAUUAAAGUGCUAAUUAAGCUUAAAAUAACAGCUUUAAUAAUAAUAGUAAUUCUGCUAUUGAAACUGAUUAAAAGUAAUAAGCAAAAGGCAUAGUUACAGAUCUCAAUUAAUUUAAGAAAUUAAUAUCACCAUAAAAUUUAACAAAAAGUUAGGCAUAAUUUGUUAAGAAUUAACCAAUCAGAGUUUUAUAAGAAUUGACAGAUAAGACUCAUUCAUAAAAAUAUGUGUAAGAUAUUUUUUAAUAUUUUAAAGGAAAACCAAAGAUAAUGUAUCUUCAACAAGCUUUACAUUAGUCCAAAAACCUUCAACAGUAAAUAUAAGAACUUUUUCACCCGCUAUUAAAAGUAUUGAAUAUUUUUAAUUUAAGAUGAGACGAAAAGCAAAGCAAUUAAUGUUACUAGUGUAAGACACAAAAUUAGAAAUUCUUCUCCAGGUAUAAUAAUUUUAAUAUAUCUUUAGGAAUAACAAAGGAAUAGGAUUAAUCAAAUUCAUUUUAAAACUUAUAAUCAACUUUACAAGGAAAAAAUAGUUGGAAAAUGCUUUGA
Messenger RNA from Paramecium pentaurelia, 2692 nucleotides. NCBI's taxonomy places the organism in Eukaryota, Ciliophora, Oligohymenophorea, Peniculida, Parameciidae. The record is from the annotation of a GenBank genome assembly.